Messenger RNA from Phaeodactylum tricornutum CCAP 1055/1, 5522 nucleotides. RefSeq lists its product with no specific name. Gene Ontology annotation, biological process: regulation of Rab protein signal transduction. Bases 1 to 4425 code for a protein of 1474 amino acids. The transcript is spliced from 4 exons. Lineage: Eukaryota; Bacillariophyta; Bacillariophyceae; Surirellales; Neidiaceae. Gene Ontology annotation, molecular function: GTPase activator activity. The record is from RefSeq and is a predicted model, not a curated record. Gene Ontology annotation, cellular component: cytoplasmic vesicle.
AUGUCGCUUUCUUUGGGAGUAGCUUCCCCAGAACAGCCUGUGGCCUCUGUGACGAAAACGCUUGCUAAGUUGUGUUCAAUCGCUUCGAAUCGCUCGUGUGCCGACUGCCGUGUUACGUUAAUAGAUUCCUCCCAAGUGCACGCUUCCUUUAAUCCCAAAAUCGAACUGCCUUCAAGCCAAUACAAUAAUUUUCGGCUCAAUCAUGUCAAUUUCGCCCCUCCUAACUAUUCUCCUUCAAAAAUACCGGAAACUCUCGACCCACCGGUUGACCCGAGCCUUGUCGCGGCUUCCUACGUCGGCGGACACGGCGUAUUCGUAUGUGCCCUCUGCGGAGCAGCGCACAAGCUCCUCGGUAGAAGCAUUACCGUUGUUUACGCUGUCCAAGAUUCUUCCACUUGGAGUGUUGAAGAGGUUCAGCUCUUGGUCAAAGGCGGCGGAAAUAAUCGGGCACGAUCUGUUUUAGAAGCGCAUAUACCUCACUCGUGGAAGCAGAAACGACCAAAUGCCGACAGUACAAUAGCGGAUCGUCUAACAUUCGUGCGAGCGAAAUACGAGGCGCUCGCAUUUGUGUUACCCCCAUCGGGUCCGUUUGCGAACCGGGCUUGGAGGGCGAUUCUGGAUCGCCACCAGGAUGAAUGGGAAGGCAAUUGGGGUGCUGAUUUACAUUCGUUCUCAGAGCUGCAGUUGGGAGAGUCGCAUUCUCAGCGUGCCUCGCGCAAUUUGAUGCAGUCAGUCGAAAACGGGAAUCGUGAAUCGAUCCUUCCUAACAGAUUGGUAGACUAUUUUUGUGUGGUGACCCCUUCUGAAUUCGUAAUUCCUGAUAUGUUGGGCUUGGACCUUUCGGAGCUAUCAUCUCCGGAGGAUGUAUUGCUGGUUCCCGAGGUAACUGACUGCUUUCCGAAUCAGGAAGCUCACGCAGAUACUGAAUUUCCCAAACACAUUGGCUCACUUGUCGUGCCCGAUGGCUGCCGACCGAGUCUUACCCCACGGCCACCAUCCUUCUUCUCCUUUGUAUUGACGUGUGGCGACGGCGUACGCCUUUAUGGCGGCGCCCUUUGCCUGUACGAUAAUGAUUCUGACGUAGAAAAUCUUAAGGAAAAGUUUCGAAUCUCUGGCUAUGAAGGACAGCUGCCAGGAUGGAUGGGAUCAGAAAGGUCGCGUUUGGUGCAUGAUCAAGAUACCAGGAGCUCUUCUUUCCAGUCCGAAUCUGAUGUCUAUGUGGAUGUCGUUUACUUUCCCAAGGUGCUAGUUGUCGUAUCGCAUUAUCCGUUUUUCGACGUCUGGAGAAAAUUUUUGUUACAAAUUUACCGAAUUGCGUUGGUCGGAGCCCCGUUGCCUAUUGAACGCUUCAUCGCCAACUUUGUAGGCGAAGUGCCGCUGCCCCCGCCGGGCAAAAUUCUGGUCAAAUUUGGUUUAACAGUGAACGACACCUGGAGUAUUGGACGACCUCCAGAGAAUCAGCUACCACUUGCUGAUUUUUCUUUUCAGCCACUUUUUGCUGCGCUGUCGGUUUCGAACGUCAUGGUGGUGAUAGGAUGCUUGCUGGAAGAGGGACGAGUCGCUUUACUGUCGAGGCAUUACGCCAUGUUAGCACCUACGGCAGAAGCGCUUGUGAGUCUUUUAUUUCCGUUCCACUGGCAAGGCAUGUACCUUCCAGUCUUACCGUACAAUAUGAUUGACAUCUUGGGCGCCCCUGUUCCAUUCUUGGUUGGUUUGCAUUCACGAUAUCUCGUCGAUGUACCAGCCGGGUCAAGACCACGCGGUGUCGUUUUUGUGGAUCUCGACCGUGAUGUCAUUCACUUGGGCUAUGAAUAUGACGAAGUAACUCCACGCUCCAGUCCAGCCCUUCCUGAACGACAGGCUUUGAAGCUUAAGUCAAAGUUGGAAACGCAUGCGUCUGUAGCGUACGUUGAAUGCGAUUCUGUGUUCUCUGCAGCAGCAACGAAGGCGGCAACAAUUCUUACUGGCAAUGAAGAAGAGCUCCACAAUAGCUACAGGGAUCCAUACGCUCGAGCUUCGAAAUCCGAAUCAUGCCCGACUUCAGUGCGUAGGAAAGAUAUUUUUGGAAGACUGGACAGAGCCUACGCAGACAACGAGUUACAAGUUCCAAUCUCCGGCUUUCUUUCGGAGCAUGGACAGUUCUAUGAGCAAGAUGCGUCGUCGACUCCGGAUUCCAAAGGACAGCGCUUCAAAUUUUUGCGCGCCGUGCGUCCGAGAGGAGGACUGAAAUCAAAGAUAUCAGCGGAUUCCUCGGGUAGCGAAAGGUUUCAUGUCACUGGUUCACCUGGGACAAAGUUGUUGGACAAGGAUGAUCCAUCUGGGUUUGACUCUUCCGAGAUUCGAAAUGCAUUUCUCCGGCUUUUCGUUUCGAUAUUCCAAUCUUACCGCCACUAUCUCGACAAAAAUGGUUUUCGUUCCGAAGCGUUUAUUGAUUCGUUAAACUGUUCAGAGAGGAGCUCAGAGUUUCUUCAUUGUGUGGUGAAAACACAGUUUUUCUCAAGGUUUUUGGAUGAACGGAUCCAAAAUCCUAGCGAUCCAGAAAUCCGUUUCUUCGACGAAUCCAUUAUCGCAAAGAUAAAUCGGUCAAAAAAACAGACUUUCUCCAAAAUUGGACGGGGCGGCGGGAAAAGGGAAACGUCCUUUCUAAAGGAUGAUUCAAAUAUGGUCAAUGAGACGUUCACACCCCCUCCUCCCUCAAACUGGGGUUUACCCGAUGAUGGUCGCACCUAUCACUACGGUUCCUUUCCUGCGUUGAACCCUGAGCUAUUCGGUAAGGUUCGCCGUCCGAUGAAAUGGCCCCGUUAUGAUCAAAGAUCAUCGGUUCGAACGUCUCGUAGAAUCUCCGCACUUGCGCAGGCAAAUGAGAAGGCUUUUGUUGCGAGAGCAUUAAAGCCCGUGUCGAAAACCCCAAAAAUGUUGAUGGCAGAGACAAAGCGGGGUGUGAAAAACCUCGAUACUGCAUUAUCUGCUUUGUCAAGCCCAUUUGUUCCAUCUUCCCCAAUGCGAGAGACCAAUCGCGAAAGGAGAGCGACUGGUAGCUCUGACUUCUCAAUGAGUGAUAUUUCACUGUCGAGUGCACUUGUUAUGAGGGAUGAUAUUGUAUCUACUGCAGAAGGAGUAGUUCUCAACGCACGACGGAAGCAGGCAAUUCUACUUGGCAUUAUCAUAAAACUGCAAACACAUUGCAGAUUGCAUCUUGUCCUUAAAAAGGAUCAUCAGAGGGAAAGUUUCAGAGUGAGCGCUGAAGGUGAUCGUAGCAAUUUGGAGACCAAUGCAAUUAUUUGUCUGCAGAAGUGGUACCGAGUGCUAUCGGUGGGUCGUUCCACCAGAGAAUGGUUCCGUAAACUUCGUUUUGCUACAUGCAGAAUGCAAUCCCUUACGCGUGACCGAAUGGUGCGUGCCGGCUUCUUGUUAUUGGUUACAGCCAUUUGUAGGGCGCAAGCACGUAUCCGAGGUUUUCAAACUCGAAAAAUCGUUGCAUCCAUUGUUGAGCACCGGCUUCGUACCUAUAGAGAACACAUCUUCUUGCUUUGGAAGGCUUCGCAUACACCUUUGAGCUAUCGAUGCAAGUUUUGGCCAAUACUGAAAGUCGAAAGCUAUCUGCGCGUGCAGAUGGCUGAGGCGGAGGUACAUCGACUGUGGUCAAAGUUGAAUAUACCUUUGCCAACGAGCAUGAAGAAUUUGAGUACAGAGCAGCCAAAGAUCGUAAAGUCCGCUUCUUUGUUGCGCAUGAACUUUGAAACGCAUUGGGCUUGCAUUAUUUUGAACAUUGAGAAGCCAAUACUAAUUUUAGAUUUUUCCCAAAAGGGCAACAGUAAAGUAACAGCUGGACCAGAGGCCCAACGCAUCAAUUCAGAACGGGUUCAAAUUUACGACCGAAUUUCGGCUUUGAAGCUCGAGCAGCAGCUGGCCCUAUUUGAUAGAUUCAGCGUCCCGUUGAAGGGCAAGAGAAAGAAGUUAGCGCUGGCGGUGUCGAUUUGGCACGCCACUAAGCUUGCAGACGAAUCGACGGCUCUCAUGCUGACUCUCUUUACAGAAUUGAAUGACUCCACAAAUAUUAACUUUAAAGCGCCCACAAAGAAGAGUUUGCGACGAUUUCCUCCAUCUCCCGCAAUCACUCCUUUGAAAAGGGCAUUGUGGGCCCACGUGGCUUUGGAAGACCGUAUCCGUUUGAACACUUUAGAGGUUGCUAGGAUAGGACUUCAUGAUAUCCCUCGCCUCUCACAUAAGGUUGUCGGAAACAAUGCAGUGCAAACGUCGGGGAAAAACCGCUUGGAGCUCAUGAGGCGUGUCCUGAAUUGUGGGGCUUCAGGAGUCAAUACGGGCGAAACAAAAUCACUGCAGGCUAGGCACCUUUUCAAACCUCCCGCAAUGUUCAAUAGGAGCCACGCAUCAAAAUCUGAUAGUAUCCGCGAAGUUGAGUAGUAUCUAGGACUUCGAUUCCAUAAUAUCAUCAAUAUAACUCAAAUAAAACCUUUGGAUGUUAGUGAAUGUAGAAUAAGCUAGGAGCUUCACUCCCUGGAUAGGGGCUCAUUCAUUCCAAUGUAUUCUUUCGGAGCGAAAUCACUGACGUUUGAUCAAAACCAGCGCGUUCUACGGCGCUCACCAACGCGGCAAUCUGCUUCUCGAUCUCGUCCUCAGAAUCAACUCGGAGACGCACGGUUGCUUGUCCACCUUUAGUACCAAGAGGCUUGAGCGCCGAAAAAGCAUCCACAACGCUGGUAGUAGAUAGCAAACUCCGAUCGAUCGUAUUGAUGCAAGCGACACACCCCAUGGUAGGAAUAUCAAGCUCGACUUCGAUAUCUAUUUUACCCAAAACGUUGCUUUUCUGUGACUCUUCUUUGUAUGUGUUCCAAAACUGUAGCCCUUCGGGAAACAAGGCCAACGACCAACGCAUGGUGGAUAUCACAGCCCAAUUCGGAGCAUAGCGAGUAGUUGCUGUCAAGUAAACCAACAAGGAAAGAAAGAACGGACGAAUAGGCCCCAGGAUUGUAUUAAAUCCUGCGCACCCACCAACCACUAUGUUUAUAAGCAAUUGAAGCAUACAACAAGAGCUUGCAAGGAGCGGUAAAACCAUGUCGCUCGCCACAGACCGAAAACUGGGAUGCAUAGAAGAAAGAAGAUGCAACAGCGGCUCCAUGGUCGCUCCAGACAACUGGAUUAGGAAACGGGCCGAAAGAAGCGUACCCGACACGAGGGCGACUUGCUUUAGGACGCCGGGGGACCAAACCAGAUGGUAGGAGUUGUCAACCGCCAAAGCCCGAGCCCGAAUCUUCUGAAACAACGUUUUGUGAGAAUUUGGAGUCGCUCGAGAAGAGUGGUUGUCACGGGAAGCGCGAAGAGUAAUCAAAUUAUCAUUUGAUCGACAUACUUGGCUUUGCUGGCUGGUUGGGAAAGCUACAUCAGCGUGCACUUGGUGUUUUUGGCGGUCACACCAGUAUCCCCGAGAGACAGCGAAACAAAUGAGCCACAACGACCGACGCAUUUGGAAAAAAUUAUUGAAAUUUUUUUGUUGUUAGGCG